GCACGUUCAGCGUGACAUAGAUCGUUUUCGCGAACGUUAUCAUCGAUGGCGCGCGCAUGAGUGUGCGUGCGAAAACGAGUUGCUAAUCCAGCGCGCCGCAAAAUACCAGCAUGAAACGAACAGCCGGAUCGUCCUCUCUCUCGCUAUUUUGUCUUCGAGUAUGCCUCGUGAUCUACAUGCUUUCCAUCAUUUCUACGUUCAGCUUGGCCAAAGUUAGCAAACAUGAUCAGAGAAAAGCAAUAUACACGAGGAAGGAAAGACUCGACUCGAUUAAAAAUUCAAAAAAAUCGACCAUUUCUCCACAUCAGCAUAAAAAUAAUAAGAUUGACGGCAACCGAAAUUAUUCCAUGAAUAAAUCUGUGAUGAUUAGCGAUGAGAAAAAAAACAGCGCGGCUCUAAAUAGAUUUCUGGAAGAUGUUCUAAAUGCGCAGAACGAUUUACAAUGGAUAGAUCACGUCACGCGUCAUAUUAAUCAUCGAACACGCCUAAAUGAUCCGCUGGCGCAUACAAACCAGCACUCUACGGUAUCCAUCAACACGAGGAAUAUCCUGGAACGGGAUGAUAUUGGUUAUGGAAGUAGGUUACGCGGCAAGAGGGGUUUCGAUCGGAAUUAUGAAACGAUGUGGAUGCUGCAGAAGAAAUAUGGACGGAAGAGUACUCGCGAUGUACCUCAAAGAGUCUAUCUAGAUAAUGAUAUGACAUUUAAUGCUGAUAACGCUCUUUAUCAGUCCCAUGGCACUAGACAGAUAGAAAUUCAUUCCACUCUUGAGCGUAGGUUAGAUAGAGCUGUCUACGAAGAAGGAACGAUGGUCGAUCAGCCAUUGAAAGAUUGGACUGGAAAGAAGAAUUUCCAUUCCUCGCGCGACUGGUCGAAUUCUAAUGAGAAUCCCAAAGUGACUAACGGCAAAAGUACAUGGCUUCGAGAUUACGAAUCUCCUGAAAACCUCGUUAAUUCUGAUUCGAACAAAAACAAACAGUUACAUACUGAUCUGCGGGAUCAAUUCGAAGUAUCAUUGCACGAUCCGAUACAUGAUUUAACUGCUUCGCGGAGAUCUGUAGUUGCAAUCAGGAAUGGCAAAACUCGAAACGUAUCGUUAUCAUUGGAAUCUUUGAAGAGAACUGUGUUAGAAUUAAGAGAUAGUUUGAUGUUGGGCUAUAAAAGGAAAAAUAUAAUACCGAAAAGAGAAUCUAAUUGGUGGGAUGAGCCUAGAUCGACAGCUGAAAUGUACAAUUUUAGGGAAGAUCUUGACAACUAUCUUGAUGAAGAAACAAUGCGAAGGCUAAAAAGAGCAAAAAAUGUAGAUAAUAAAGAUGAAAAUGACUCAAAACUUUUUCCGGGAGUAGAGUUUGGAGAAACAUAUUUUGAAAAACGAAAUUCGAAAGAAUCACAUGAUCGCAGUAAACGCAGUAGAAGGAGUUUCGUCGUUGAUUCAAAUUACAUAAAUCAUCAAAAAGAUAUUCCUGAAAAUAACCCCUAUCGAAAAAUUGAAAUAAUUAAUAACGUUCUCGAAAAUAUAACUACAAUACGAAAUACUGCAGAAGUCGUUACCGAAUUAUAUUCUAGUCUGAGUAACGACGGAAAAAAUUCAAUGAACGCUUCAAACAAGAUGAAUAUUACCGAUUCGCAAAAUUCUUUAGAUAAAGGAUUUUUUUCAAAUAAUUAUUUCAAUAAUUUAACGAUUACCCCAUCAAAAGCUAACAAAACAAAUAUUUUUAAACUGAAAUAUUCUCCAAAUACAGAACUAUAUUUAAAUGAUCAUUUCUUUGUUAACAAAUCAUUAUUUGUCAUAAAUACGGACUUACAAACGCAUUUACCAAAACAUAUUACCAAAAAAGAAGUUCCUAACACAAGCUUGAAGAAAAUUGGCCAACGUUCCACAAUCAAGAGGAUAUUAAAAACUAUUGAUCAUACAGCGGAGAAUCCUACUAACUCUCCCGAUUUCGAAAAAAGCGCAUUCACUAAUUUGAUAGAUUUUUCAAUAAACGAUAGUGCCUAUGAUUCUGGGAAAUCCCUGAAAUAUCGAAGCGACGGAGAGAAAUUAGGAUUCGCGGCGCAGAAAAUAUCGCAACUCAGCAUAGAUGAUGAACAAUCGAAGGGCGUGGAAAAGGAGUUUCCCCAGGGAAAUAUGUCGCAUGGGUUCGGUAUCGGAACAAAUGAAUCAUGGAGCUGUGUCGUCACAACAACCGUAACCGCGAAAGAAAGAGAGAUUGAGGCAGACGGAACGCAAAACCGCGAGCCGAUACCCGGUGUCAUCAAAAUAUUUGAGCCUCGAGGGCGUCUAUAUCAAAAGCAGGAGGCAGAGACGACGACGAGAUUGUCUCGGCAAAUGGGAAAAGACGGUACGUCCGUGCCGAAGAUGAAGACGAACGAAGAUGAAGUCGACGAGUCAAGAAAUACAAAUGCAAGGGAAGACUCUUUGACUUCGCUGAUUGAUUCUGUCACUAAUACGACAAUGAAACCGGAAACCGCAUAUAUAAAUAUAUUUGAGACUGGUGAAUCGAUAAUACUGAAGGAUCUCACUUCGGUGACUGUAGACAACGAUUUGCGAAAGCAGCAACAGAUGGUUCCGCCUCUAAGUGUCGAGAAUAGCAACGCAAAUAAAUCGAAUGGAAAUUUGGAUACUGAUAAAAUCGAUAUUCGUGUUCUCGGGUCAAACGGAAAUGAGACUAUGAAUGUAAAGGAAGGUACUCGAACUAUAAUGGAAGCUCACGAAUAUCAUAAAUCCGAUAAUAAUUUACAGAGGAAAUUAUUAUGGGUUUCCACGAUUUCAGUCGAUGGCGAAACUGGAGAUUCAUCGAUAAAGAGCAUGGGAUCAGUUUUUAGUAUUGCGACUGAGAGUCAUAUUGACAAUGUGAGUGAGAAUCGACAGCAAAAUAAAAUAACCGAUUCUGCAAACUUCGGAAAAAUAUUGAUUAGAACUAAACGCGAAGAUGAAGCUGAAAAAAGUCGUAUGCAAGAUGCUUUAAAUUCUCAGAUUGCGGAAAUAAAUCGUAACGCUCGUUACAAACAAUCUGUAUACCCUUAUAAAAAUAUUGACACCAAUAAUGAAGCAGAGAAUACAGCAGUCGAGAAAGAAGCGCCGAUAAAUUACGAUGAAAGUAAUGAAGAAUAUCAAAAUCAGAAUGUCGAAGAACUUAAAGGGCUCUACAAUGAUAGACAAGAUGUACUUGAAGACGUAUUUACAGAUAAUGAUAAAGCAAUGGAAAGAAAUAAAGAGGAACAGUCUUCAUUUAGACAGCAAAUUGACCCUGUAAGAACUGAUAUGUUAAUUAAGCAAAAGCUUGAUAAGAAAAGGCACAAAGACAGUAGAAAUUAUAGAAGAAAAAGACAUAGUAUGUUGGAUAUGGUCGAGUAUUACGAUUAUGAUGAUAAUGAAGAGCAAAAACGCGAUGCUACAAUAAACGAGCAGGAAGCUGUAAAUAAAGAUAAUAAAUUUUCAAUUAAUGCAAAAAUAAAGCGCGCUGGCAAAUCAUCAUAUAAGUCAGGUGACUUAGGAAAGAAGAAGAAUGAACACGCCGAAGCGGUAAUGAAAGAAGAACUCAGAAAAGCAAAAGCAAAGUACAAAGAGCCAAAAGAAGAAAUUAUCGUUGAUCUUGGUAAGAAUAAGACUACGAAAAAAGAUCAAAGUGACAAAAAAACCCUCAGUUCGUUAGGAUCUAGUUUCGAGAACGUGUUCAAUGAGGAAAGACAAUUAUUGCCUAAAGAUAACUUGGAGAAAAUUCGCCAAAGCAAAGAUUUUGCGAAUAAUGUUUAUCACGAAGAGUCAGCUGCCGCGAAAUCGAAAUGGUUGGACCAACCGUUUGAGGAUAGAAGCGCAUCAUCGAAAAAGAAUUCAGAGUUAUUAUUAGAAGACAAUAAGAAAGAAACUUCGAAUGAACCUUUAAAAUACAUAUCCAUUGCAGAUGUAAAUACCAAUGUUGACAAAAAUAUUUUAUUGGAUAUUCAGCCUAUCAACAUUAUGGAUCAAAGUAAAGAAUUGGAAACGUCAAAAGAGUUCUAUGAAGAUUUUGGAAACGACCGAUCAGAAGAUUAUUAUUAUCAAGAGAACGAUUCAAAUAAUGUUGAGUUCCUGUAUGAAGAAUUAAAGAACUUGUACGAUUGGCCUGAUAGUGAAUUAAAGAGCAGACCUCGGCUCAGAGGCGAUCAAAGACUACGCUAUGAAUCAGAUGGUAUACUUGAUACAAAUCCCUCUCAAUUACAGCCAUUGAACGAUAGAUUCCUCAGCUCGAGUCAAAAUAAUAAAACACAAAAGAGAUUCCAGUCAAUUGAUGCAUCUUUGAUGAGUAACAUAGAGCAGAGUUCAACGGAGAAAAAUUUACCGAGUUCAUUUUCUGUCAGAACAACUGCCAAGUCAAAAGUAUCUAUAGUUUCAGAAGAUAAAAAUGUUCCGCUUUCCGAAGGACGGCCAGUAAUCGAUACAGAUUCCGAGACUUCGCAUGAAAAUACCAAGUACAUCGAGUCCAAAACACAUGAAUCACUGAAACGAAAUCUAAAUUUGGAGAAACAGUCGGCGAUUAGUUCACAAGACUUAUAUGAAUCUUUCGUAGAAUCACCAUAUUGGUAUGAUGAUUCCAAUGUAAAAGUCAGAUUGGGCAGAGAACUGAAAGCUACAAACGAUACAAUAAUUUCGGAUUUAUUAAACGCAGAAAAUGCAACUUCUUUGCAAACCUUUCAUGAUAAUUCAUCAAAAUCGCAAAAUUGGCACAAUAAUACAAUCACAAAUUCAUUUAAUAUUUUUAAUAAUAAUAAUAAUCAUAAUGUGCCUGAGCGAAAGAUUAAAAAUGUUCAAGAAUCGAUUUUAAUGAAUACGGUUAAUAUGGAUGGUGACGACCUCGAAGGUGCCGAACAAAAAUACGUAAAUAACCAAACAAGAAUUAGAAGAGCAGCUAUUUCGUAUCGCACGUUUUACGAUAACUUGAAUCAAAAUCAACACGAUUACGAUGAAAUGAGCAGAAAUCUAGGUAAUCAGUUUCAUUCUCCGAAUAUCGUCAAAAAUCAGUUCGAUGAACCGUAUGACGGAUAUCAGAUUGGAAACAGUGACACACAAAAUCGUGAUCAAUACUCGAAAAUUCCUCGAGCCAAUACUAGAAAGAAGAAAUCCGGAAAAGGGAAUAAAAAGAAUAAGCACUUCUCAAAAAAACACGCAGAGAAAAAUAGUUCGCACUCUUCCUCAAAUAGAAACAGAAAACAUCACAUACAACAGUCUGAUAUGUCGAACUGGGGUGAUUUAAAGCAGAAAAACAAAGCAGAAGUAUCUCCUUUGAUUAAACGCACUAAAGUUCAGAAGAGUAAAACGGCUGAGCAAGGACUACUUCGUGCAAGAAUGAACGAGGCACUGGGCGAAAAAGUGUUUUACGGGAAUCAAAGUACAGUGAAGCCGGAGGUGGAUGAUGUACGCAGAAAGGAAAUUACACUGCUCCUCGCAGCCGACAACAUCGACGACGAGUCGCAGAUGGACGUGGCUCUUCACGGCGAACUAGCUGGCAAAAUUGUCGAGCAAAUAUUCGAACAGGUCCAAAAAAAUGAUCGAUUGAAGAGUGUUCUUGGUCCUGGACUUCAGCGCGAUCGCAAAACGGAAGAUGUGAUAAGGGGUAACAUUUAUCAACAAGGACUCGACAAAGAUGGAACGAAUCACACGGAAACGAUGAAGAAAGUUAUGGGACUCCUUGAUACGCUAAUCCUAAAUGAAGUGCAAAAGAAAACUUGCGUUACUUUAUCGCCAGAUAUGCGAGAAUUUUUAGGCUGGAUGCUGGAGAUGGAUCAAGAGAAAGAAUUGUUGCAAGAGGAAGAAGCACCACCGCUGCCAUUGGUCCGUGAGAAAAUUAUUCCAGAGCAAGACACAGGACGCAAAUUCCUGUUUGACAGCACCGUCGAGCAAAAGGGAGAAGGAAAUAUUAAUGAUCUACAGACAAGAGUGAAAAUAUUGGAAACUCUUGUGAAGGAAUAUAACGCCCUGCCUGCAGAAGAGAAAACGAAGGUUCAAGCAGCCCACGACUAUUUGAUUCAGCAGUUAAACCUACUUUUGCAACACAUCGAAGCGCGAGAAACUGCAGAAACAAGAGGAAAGCCUACAUCAAUGUUUGGCGCAGCUAGAGGUAGAACCGGAAAUGUCUUGCAAUAUAAAAGCGCAGUGCCUAAUACCAUUAAUGCAAACCAUUCAAUGACAAAAGACGCAUUCUCUUUGCCAAUCGAUUCGCAUAAUCUUAUCCGGUUCAACAAUUCAUUUGAAACAAUAGAUAAACAGCUCCACGAUAGUCACGUUGCAUUUGGUCGCAGAGAAACGCGCAGCAUCGAUAACAUUCCAUCGAAACGACGGCGACGUCGCAAAACGAAACGCCAGAGGUUCCGCAAUCAAAAGAAAAAGAAAAAUCAUAGACAGUCAAGGCAGAAACACAAUGAGCAUCAUAGACGCCUAGAUCACGUAGGAUCAUCCCUAGGAUACAAGAAGUCGCGACAAAAACGCGCAAAUCCCGAAGAAAAAAACGAUCAGGUUUCACUUUAUUAUUUAAGUUACGAGAAGCCAAAAAUUUACGAUUCGUUCGAUCUCCUCGAUGCGAAGUUGAAAAGGAAGAGAAAAAAGAGGAAAUUAAUCGGUAAGAAAAACGCGACAAUCAAGACUGACAGAAUACUCGAUUUGUUACCAAUAAAAGGCAAGAAUCGCAUGGAGGACGAAGUGAUACUGCUCAACAAGCGAGAAGGGAAAAAGGAGAACGAAGAACAGCUGGAAGAGGUUGCCUUCGGCAAAGACAUGAGGAAUAGCACAAAGAAGGAGAGAGAACGAUUCGAGAAAUUGACGGAAGGAGAUAAACAUAAACCUCCUUCGAUCAAUGAAACGAGUUUCAGAAUGAAGCGAGAGGACAUAAUUCGCAAGACAUUAACCGGCGAGAGUACAGACCGUUCCAAUAAAUCUCAUGCAGCAUUCAAAAUUCGUGAUGGCGAAUCAUGGAAUAAUUCGGAAAUAAAUAAUGUUAAUGGCGUAAAAAAUAAGAAUAAACUGGAGUUGGUUGAGCGGAGAAUCAAUGUUUUCGCGAACAACAAAACCGAUGCGGCAAUUGAUUCCGCGGCUACAGAAGUCAGCGCGGAAGAAAAGUUAGCGACAAAUGGGGGAGCCAAUAAUCAGAUUAAGGGAAAACUUCGUGCUAUAAACCGUGAGACAAAAAUUGACAAGGCGAACGGAAGUACGAGCUUCGUAAACUUGACGAGGAACGCGAAGCCUCGGGUCUCGGAGGAGCGACAGAAAGUUUCAGUAACGGAAAAAGAAGCAGAUGAUAACGCUGUAAAAUUAAAUCGUGCGACAAACUAUCGACGUGAGGAAAUAGAUCCUGAAAUCGAGUUGAAAAAUCUGAGACAGGGAAGAGAGAAAAAAAUUUAUGACGUCGCAAACUGGAAGACUGGCAACUACUUUUACGAUGAUGAUAAUCUUUCUAGAAAUAAAUUAAGGGAAAAAUAUAUGGCUAAGUUAGACGAACUGGGUGACCUGGAUACGGAUCCCGAGAAUAAUUUUGUACUUCUGAGAUUAAGAAAUAAUAAAUGGUUGAAUGACGUCGAAUGGAAGCUGUUGCCGAUAAUAAAACAAUCUCCGUACGACGAUUAUGCCUUACCAAGAAUUCGUUUAAUAGAAAAAGAAACACCUGUAUCAAGCGACAUUAAAGACGUGCAACCUCAAUCCAACUCUUAUUUAAUUGGCCCAAAAUUUUGGCAACGGAAACAUCGCAAAAGAAACAGUGUCUUUGAUAUCUCACCUAUAUUUAAAAUAACCGACAGUGAUCAUUUUCCGCGCAAAAUUCGUCGGAAAGCGAAACGAGCGUCUGAGAUAGCGAGAUUCAAGGAUUUACAGGUAGAUCCCAAAAUUAUUCUUAAAAUUCAAAGAUUAUCUCGGCCAUGGAACAACAAAAGGUCGAACGGCGUUGCAGAAUUUCGAAUGCCUUUCGUAUUGAAAAAUCCUAAUCGCGAGUUCCGCGAAAUAUUUCGCUCUCGCAAUCAUCCAGAGCCGAUCGACGAUCGAGUAAUCUACGAUGCAGUCGGUCUGCAAUUACCGGUUUGGCCGUAUCAGUAUUACGACGAUUUUACGGAUUCAUCGACCUUUCACUUCGUCCCGGAUAUUCAUGGGAGAAGCAACGAGGUAUAUCAAUAUCCCGCGGAAACGUAUUUCGAAUAUGGCCCCUUUAAAAAACAUCGCGCUCACGAUGCGAACUGGCGAUUUGCGAGGCGAAAUACAUUCCGCUCGGAAGGAGAAGAUACCAAUAAUUUUCCGACGAAUAAUUUAACAAACAAGAGCUUGAAGUCCAGAUUUUCACAAAGAAAGUUUCGCGUGGAAUCGGCCACAGCGGCUCUCGCGAACGGUGAAGAUUAUUUCGUGUCCGGAGAGACAAAAUACACAGGAAAGAAUGCGAGGAAAAUUGAAGAUAAAACGAAAACAGAAUUGACAGAAUAGGCGAGAUCUUCAAUUGAUGGGCAAUGAAGGAAUUUAGUUGCUCAACAUAGAUAAUAAUUAUUUCUAUAUUUAAUGAAGAUGUAAUAUAAGGAAAAUAGAUUAAGAAAUGCCGUGAAUUAAUGUAACACGAGAAGAAAGGACGUCGCAUUGUAUUGCGUUCCAUUUUCAGGUCAAAUCGCGACGUGAUAAUUGUCAACGGGCGUCUAAAUAAUUUCAUCGGAUAAAUCGGAUAAAUCAUCGAUGCGCGAUUAUCGUAAUUGACACAUUCGCCCUAUCUAUGCACCAGACAAGCCUGUGAAACCUCGUAAAUCGUCCUAGCUCGUCGGGAUGAACCUAGCGUCGUCGCGUGUUUGCACACACUGUCCACUAAUCCAUCGCUGCAGUGCAGUUAAUGGCGUUGCCUUGCACUAAUUAGAUUAAUAGAUCGCGUCAAAAGUUAAGAGACUUCGACAUGUCGACGUCUUAAUCCAGAAUUAAAUUGCAUCCAUUAUACGUAAUGUAAAUUUAUCGAAUAUUUUUAAAAAGAAGAAUAUUAAAAAGAAAA
Molecule: messenger RNA, 8979 nt
Organism: Trachymyrmex septentrionalis
Lineage: Eukaryota; Metazoa; Arthropoda; Insecta; Hymenoptera; Formicidae
Exons: 19
Coding region: 177-8435 (2752 amino acids)
Source: RefSeq, a predicted model, not a curated record